This is a messenger RNA of Puntigrus tetrazona (Sumatra barb), 1147 nucleotides long. It is a transcript of the gene gtf3ab, whose product is annotated as general transcription factor IIIA, b. Lineage: Eukaryota; Metazoa; Chordata; Actinopteri; Cypriniformes; Cyprinidae. Gene Ontology annotation, cellular component: nucleus. The record is from RefSeq and is a predicted model, not a curated record. The transcript is spliced from 9 exons. Bases 76 to 1044 code for a protein of 322 amino acids.
UCAAUCAAAUCCCGGUGUUGUGGGCCGAACACCGAUCUGCCACUAUCUGAUAGUAGCGGUUAAUAAUAGGCUAGCAUGGGUGAAAGACUUAAACAUCCGAAUAAACAUUUAAUUUGUUCUUUCGCUGACUGUAAAGCGACGUUUUCAAAGCUGUGGAAGCUGGAAGCGCAUUACUGCAGACACACGGGACUGAAGCCCUUUGCUUGUGGAGACUGCGAGAAGAGCUUUUGCACCCGUUGUCAGCUCACCCGACAUCAACUGAGUCACAGCGGGGAGAAACCCUACCUGUGCUCAGUCAGCGGGUGUUCAGAUGCGUUUUCCACGCCUGGCAGCUUGAAGAAUCAUGUUGCUCAUGUUCACCACCAAAAAGAGAGCUGUUUUGCGUGCAACCAUCAAGGCUGUGGAAAGGAGUUCCGUAAGAAAAAGCAACUGAAAAUUCACAUCUGUGAGCACACAAAUGAGUGUCCUUUUGUAUGUGACUUUGAGGGGUGCGAUGGCAAAUUUGCUUCCCCUAAAGCCCUAAACCGGCAUGGGAAGAUGCAUGAAGGUUAUCCAUGUGACAAGGAGUACUGUACCUUCAAAGGAAAAAGUUGGUCAGAUUAUCAGAAGCACAGAAAGACCGCGCACAGAGUAACCCUGCCAUGUGAUCAAUGCAAGAAGACGUUCCACAACGCCUGGUUUUUGCAGAAGCACAAACAAUAUGUUCACUCUGGGGAGCGGCGCAUAUUUAAAUGCAUUCGUGAAGGCUGUGAGAAGAGCUACACCACAAACUUCAACCUCCAGAACCACAUUCUGGUCUUCCAUGAAGGGAAGCAUGACUUCACCUGCCCUUUUGCAGGCUGUGGUAAAGCCUUUGCUAUGGAGGAAAGUCUGAAAAGGCACUUUGUGGUCCAUAACCCUCAGAAGACAAAAUUGGAGAAGCCAAAAGUCAAGAAGCGCAAGAAGACUCCAUCCAAAACAAAGUUGUCAGAUGCUGCUAAACUAUCUCAGCGUCUGCAAAACGUGUCCUUGACUAAGACCACAUCAAAGAAGCCAUUGCCUUGACACUUUUUUUUUUUUCCCCCCAUAGUUUCCAAGUUUUGUUCAGUUUAUUGACCCAACGUUUUCAGUUUAGAUCACUUUACUAAAUAAACGGUCACUUCUGCAA